UCGCACGGGCGGGGUUGCACAGAUCGGCAUUCGAUAGGUAAACAAUCAUCAAGAUCGUCAAAAUUUCGACUCGCUCUUCAUGAAAUUAAAUUAAACAUUCAUAAAUGAAUAGAAUUUACUUAAUUUAGCGGGAUGUUCUCUGAAGCUAACAAAUCCAGAUGUUUUACCUUAAUGCUUGAUUAAAGCGUUUACAUUUUGGUGAAGUGCUUGAACAUUAGCGAUAUUCUGCUGAGAACAAUCGGAAACCUAUCGAAAUAUCGGUAUAUAUUUAAGUAAUUAAUUUAAUUCAAAGUAAGGGAAACAUCGUAAUUUAAUAUACGCAAUUUUAUUGCAUUUAUCAUAUUGCAAUGCAAUUGUUCCGAAUACCCUAAAGUGCUAUUAAUUUGAUGCUUUAACUGGAUGUAAAUGGACCGUUAAAGCUCUGCUCUGCUCGCCGAUGCCUGCGUUUAUCCAAAACCAAAAACCAGCCGCAGAGCAACGAACCCGCGACCGCCGAAACAUUUCAAAGACAAUCCACCAACAGCGGCAACACCGUCAACAGUCGGCCACACCACCAUCCAUUCACCAUUACCAUCACCAUCACCAACACCGUCGCCAACAGGACGAGGACCAGGACAAUGGAUCAACUCAAACUCAGACCUUGUAACUGCCUGACCGCACAUUCACUGACAGAGUGGGUGUGGGUGGAAUGUGGGUGGCUGUGGACCCUUCGUCUUCCCAGUUUUCAAAAAGGGUUGUCCGAAAAGGGUUGCCCCCGCACCCCGAUGCCUAUUGAGGAGGACUCGUGGAGCAAACGGUUUCGGCAUUUCCUUUUUGUUUCCGCCUGCAUCCUUUGGCCAAGACACGGACACCUUCCCAUUCCCCCCACGCUGCCACAAUGGAAAAUACAAUUUUCGCAAUCUUUGCUUAUCUUUUCAUCUCUCUGCGGCUGCCUCGUUUGCUGCACGAUUCGUUGUUGCUGCUGUUGGCCAUCCAGAAAAUCGGUAAAAAGCCAAGAUCCAGGGGCGUGGCUGAUACGAAGGCGGAGGAGCAGAAGAAUGUGUUGGCCGUGUAUCCUUUGUUUGUCGGCAGUGCCGGUAAUGCCGAGUUGGAGCAGUAAGCUCUAAGCAUCGGUUAUGGGCGAGGUUCGCUUGAAAAAUAUAAACUAUUUCCCAUCUGGCAAGUUAAUAUUUAGUACUUCAAAAAUUGGGAAACUAUACUUUAUGCUUUUACACGAUUUGAUCUAGAGUCUUUUUUAUGGUGGCCUUAAAGUUGAGUCCUUCAUAUUUAUUGAAAAUGGCGCCGUUCCAUUUUAUUUCCAAGUAAGAAAGAUAAUCAAGUGCACUUUUCAUGACUUACUAUCUUUAUUAUACUAUCAUAAAACUUAUAGCAUACUUAAUACUAAUACCAAUUAAAUUGAUCUGUGCGCAGAUAAUAUGAAGAUUCGUAACAAUUGUUAAAAAAGUCAUGAAAUGGAAUAUGUUAUAAAAAAUGAUGGUUAUUAUAGUGUAAGGACUUUUACUUCCUUAAUAUUUCUAUAAAUUUAAUGGCUAGUAUUAAGUCAUAACCCAUAGUGUACACUUACCCUAACGUUUUUAUUUUGGAAAUUUUUACUGGCCAUGAAAUCAUGGUGACAUCCUGAAAGUUGCCAAUCUCCCCUCGCCGUAAGUCAGUGUGCUCUUUGGGGUUUUUGUAUUUCUUAUUGCCGUUCGCCGUUUUAUUGUUGUCAUAAUGUGGUGGCCUGUUGCCGCUCGUCUGGCCUGUAUUCCCGUGUUUCUUGUAGUACUUUGGAGCUAUUGCCACUAUUGACUAGCUGCUGCCGCCCUCCGCUCCUUGCAUUUUCUCAUUUCUGCAUUUUUUAGUGCUUAAUGCCAGGACACGGACACAGAGCAGAAACUGCUGGGAAUCUGCCUGCUCGCCCAGAAUUUCCACUCCUUUACUGCAUUUUUUAUAGGCAACACACAAAGGUGUAUUUUAGUUGCCAUGAACAGGGAUUGCAUACAUUGUUCCUGUUCAGCGGGCUUUUGUCCGUGUUUCCUGGCUGCUCCAUGCGUCAAAUGAGGAUAUUCAAUUUGAACUUGAUAUGCAUUUUAUGUUGUUGCCCCCGGAGAAACUGGUUGCUCAACAAGCGUAUUGGAAAUCAGAGCAAUCAUCAUCCGAUGGGUCAAGGGUCUAAGGAUACGGCUUGGAUAUGAGCGAUGCAGCCGCAUUUACAUAUAAACUCGUAUUCAGCUUAUGCCUGGGAAUUAGAUAAUUCCACAGAAAGUAGUUUUUAUUGUAUGUAGAGCAAAACAAUUGCUAAAAAAAGCAAAACGAAUGAAGUUCACUGCAAAAGGGCUUGUAAAAUCAUAAUGAUAAUCAAACUUGAGAAUAUAUGUUUCAACAAUCUACGUUUAUUGAUUUGGCAGAUUUAUUAGGUUCUGAGAUGCAUUUAUUGGACGUCAGAGCAAAACGCCGCACUGAGUGCGAUGCAAAAUAAAUUAUUUACUCGAAUUACACCUGCUAUGCCCGCAAUUCACAAAGUCUCACGUUUCGACUGCAAUUUUGCCCUGCUCCUGCUCCUUCCACCGAAAAUGGGAUCCUGAAUGCCUUCGCCUAACAAUACGCACGCAAUUACCGCAGGACGAGCAGCCGAAAAGGGCGAAAACUUCAACUCCCAAACGCUUGACGAAAGUUUCACAGUUGUCCUGAUGACGACCAUGAUGAUGAUGAUGAUGAUGCUGGUGGCGAUGGCUAUGACGAUGGCGCUGGACAAACUUUUUCAGGGCUCUAAUUGCCCAAGUGGCUUUCGAGUUCGAGUUCGAGUCGAGCGUCGCCACGUAAUGGAGAAAGGAGCCCCAAACUUUUGCCCAAUUCAGCAGAACUGCGAGCACAACAUCUUCUUCUGCCGCUGGACAGGAUACCCCGCCUCCACUUCUAUUUCACUCACAAAAUGCACAAUCAAAGCUGACCGUUGGCGUUAUUAACGCAAAUGAAAGUGGUGCAAUGCCCCUACACCUGCGGCCAAAAUAGUAUUGAAUCUUACAUAGAACAUAACUGCAGCAAGGAACGAGAGAACUAGCUUCUUGCAAUUCAUUACUUUUAGCUUAAUUUGUAACUAUAAAUAAACUAUAAACUUAUGUUGGAAGGGAGCUGAGAAAUAAUUAGAAUAAAAAUGGAAAU
Drosophila simulans is the source of this 3141-nucleotide messenger RNA. RefSeq lists its product as uncharacterized. NCBI's taxonomy places the organism in Eukaryota, Metazoa, Arthropoda, Insecta, Diptera, Drosophilidae. The record is from RefSeq and is a predicted model, not a curated record.